Messenger RNA from Coccidioides immitis RS, 728 nucleotides. RefSeq lists its product as uncharacterized. The record is from RefSeq and is a predicted model, not a curated record. The transcript has 2 exons. Lineage: Eukaryota; Fungi; Ascomycota; Eurotiomycetes; Onygenales; Onygenaceae. Bases 1 to 387 code for a protein of 128 amino acids.
AUGCAAGACAAGACAUAUUUGCGGCGCAGCAUCAAUGGCAGGAUGAUACGUGACCCUCAGCCGUCGCUUGUUUCAGCCGCGGAUGAGAUGAUCACAACGGCGGUGAUGACAAUAGUACUCCACAGACCCUGCCAAGCCAGAAAUACGCCGUACAGAUGCACUGCACCGAAUUCGUCGGCGGCCUUGCCGUUCGACGACCAGCAACAGGAAGAAGGCAACCUAGCUUAUGCAGGUAAACAAAGAGAGAAAUCUGAAUGGGGCAACAGCCGCCCAGGGAGCGUUGAUCUGCCAAUGAAAGGCCCCGGGAAAAGUCACAUGACCAUUCUGCGCUGCGGGCUCCCCAGGAUUUUGCACAUUGUGUCACAAGCCAGAAUUCUCGCCAGGUAACGUUCAUGACUGAGGGCGGUAACCGUAUGUAUGUACGGAGUACAGGACAUCUUAGCUAUACAAUACGGCAUGGGUAUGCUUUCUGUAAAGUUACCUGCGUACGUGCGCCGCACGACGACGCGCACCAGUCAGAGUGCCCAGGAGCACUCCCGGUCUCGACAGCCGUUGACAGGCAUCUCGAGCAGGUCAUAUGGCAGCGAUCGAAGGUGAAGCGAUAUUUCCACGGUGCAUCGCAACGAUCGACCGCAAGCCAUCUGGAAACUUUAGAUAGCGAAUAUCACUUUCUUCUAGCGGACUUCGAUUCCGUCUCUGAUUUCUCCGGCCAUCUCGCUUCACGAGCC